AUGGACGGCAUUGAGAAGGGUGAGCUCGCCCAUCAAGAGGCGGCUCGCGACCACGAUGUCGUUGGAAACCAUGGUGUCAACCCGGAAGAGGCGAUGCAUUGGGGCGAGUUGACGGAGAACGAGCUUGUUCUCGAAAAGCAGUUGAAGCGAAAAAUUGACAUGCUCAUCAUGCCGCUGGUGAUGCUGGUAUACUUGAUGAACUACAUCGAUCGCAACAACUACGCUGCGGCCAAGUUGCAAGGCUUGAAGGACGACUUGAAUCUCAAAGGCGCGGAGUAUCAGACCGGCCUGUCUAUCCUCUUCGUCGGCUACGUCCUUAUGCAAGUGCCUUCGAACCUCCUUCUCAACUACUCUGGCAAACCGUCAUGGUACAUUGGAUUCUGGGUCAUUGCAUGGGGUCUCGUCUCAGCCUUGACGUCUCAAGUCAACAACUAUGGCGAAAUCGUCGCUUGCCGCUUCAUCCUUGGGUUCGUGGAAGCCCCGUUCUUUUGUGGAGUACUUUUUUACUUGUCCAAGUGGUAUACGAAGAAGGAACUUUCCUUCCGUAUGGCCAUCUUCUACUCUGCUUCCCUGCUCUCUGGCGCCUUCGGUCCCCUUAUCGCCGCGGGUAUUCUGAACGGUUUGGACGGUGCUCGCGGCAUCCCGCCCUGGGGUUGGCUUUAUAUCAUAGAGGGAAGCAUCACCGUCUUUAUCGGCGUGAUCAUCUUGUUCGUCCUGCCAGACUUCCCUCAUACCUGGAAGCUGCUGUCGCCGGAGCUCAAAUUCGUUGCCAACAGGCGUAUGGCCAUCGAUGCUGCGGAAGCCGACGUGGACGAAGCCGGUGGCAUGUCACAAUUGAGGGGCAUGGUUCUCGCCCUUACCGACAUCAAGACCUACCUGAUCUCAAUCAUGUAUCAUUGCAUCACCGGCGCCACUGGCUUCCAGAACUUCUUCCCGUCGUUGACUCAGACUCUCGGCUAUUCAAAUGUGAUUUCGCUCCUGCUCGUGGCUCCGCCAUAUAUCUUUAUGGUCUUCUACAGCUACUUUCACUCUUCCCUCUCGGACAGGCUCGGAAUGCGUUACGUCUUCUGGAUGUAUCCCAUCCCGAUCGUCAUUGUGGGAUGCUUCGUCUUUAUGUUCACGGACAGCUUCGGUCCGCGAUACUUCAGUCUUUUCCUGCUGAACUUUGCAUUUACUAUGAACAGUACUGUAUACGCAUGGAUUUCCAGCUCAAUUCCGCGUCCCCCAGCGAAGCGGGCUGCUGCCAUUGCUUUCAUGAACAGCGUUGGUAACGCAGCAUCGAUCUGGACACCAUUUACGUACUGGGACGGCUCGGCUCCACACUACCGUCCUGCGCUGGGCAUCGUUGUUGGGCUCAUGACUGUUGCCGGCAUUACGGGGACCAUUCUGCGAUUCUACCUUGCAAACGAGAACAAGAAGUUCGAACGCCUCGAACAAGCCGACACCGAGCUUCGCGAGAAGGAUCUCAAGAGAUUGCAGAAGACUGCCGAAAUGUAA
Molecule: messenger RNA, 1497 nt
Organism: Saxophila tyrrhenica
Lineage: Eukaryota; Fungi; Ascomycota; Dothideomycetes; Mycosphaerellales; Extremaceae
Exons: 10
Coding region: 1-1497 (498 amino acids)
Biological process (GO): transmembrane transport
Cellular component (GO): membrane
Molecular function (GO): transmembrane transporter activity
Source: RefSeq, a predicted model, not a curated record